CUUUAGACGCUGACUGACAAGAGACCGUAACGCGGGAAUCUGGAGACGAGUUAAAUGUGUCUACGAUAGUCACUGUUUUCACCGUUGACUCCCUGCUGGAGGAUCAACUUCGCUUAUAGAUAAUUUCAUGCUCGCCGUUUUGUGUAGACAUUACGCUGCACACCCCACAGUUCAGCCAUGCCACUGCAGGCCUUCUCUGUCCCUUUUCCUCAAACUCGAUUCUUCAAAGCUGGUACUUUCAUCUACAAGUUCAAAAUCAGAGGAGGCAGCAGCUACAGAGGAGACGAGACUGUGGGAGGAACCUGCCUCGAUCAUGAACUGGAGGAAAUUAUCAGAACUGUUCUCAGCAACCUGGACACUCUCCAACCCUUCUCCAGUACCCAUUUCAGUGUCUUCCCUUAUAAGAAGCGAUGGGAGGGAAUAUCUAAGGUGAUGUGCAAACAUCGCAACAGGAAUUUAAGAGCCUACCCAUUUAUUCUUAUCCUCUACCUGGAGAGAAAUGGGAAGCAAGCAGAGGAGAAGUUGAUCCCAGAGAACGAGGUUGCACAGCAAAUCCCCUCUGUCUCUGAGCCACAGUCAAAACGCCAUAAAAGAGAAUCACCACUAGAGGAGGCCAUACUCAAGGACUUGGAGACUGAAACCAAGGCUUCUGUGGUAAGCAGGCUGCACGUGGACAAUCCACACGCAGGGGAAGAGGUCAAGGAAGAGGUCAAGGACGAUCCAGGACACGCUGACAAGAAAUCAGGUGUCAGCAUGGUCAUAGGAUGUGAGACUUCAGGUGAGGGGAAUCCUGGGACAAUAGAGAACAUGGACAAGGAGGAAGGCCUUGAGGAGGGAGAAGAAGAUUCAGACUCCGCACACGAGUCACCCGUGAAGCCAGGGAUUUUAGCCCGACUGGCCAGCUCCAUCUUCCCCUUCUCCUUUUUCUUCAGAGACACCUGAGAGCCAUGGCAGUCAGAUAGGAGAAUUACUGGUUGCAGUAGUGGAAGAUACUGAAGUGAAGUUCUGCACUGAAAACAAUGGUUUUGUUUUGUUUUUUUAGGAACAGUGUUAUGUUGAUCUGUUUGGUUUUGUUUUCCUUCAUCUCAUAUUAUUCAUUUUUACAUUAGUGUCUGCAUUAGUGUUUGUGGGGGUUAUUUUUUCUGUUUUGCUCAGAUGUUUCCUCUUGUUCUCUUCAGUCAUGCAUG
Scatophagus argus is the source of this 1187-nucleotide messenger RNA. RefSeq names its product membrane-anchored junction protein. The transcript is spliced from 10 exons. Gene Ontology annotation, cellular component: nuclear inner membrane. The coding region runs from base 178 to 942 and encodes 254 amino acids. Lineage: Eukaryota; Metazoa; Chordata; Actinopteri; Scatophagidae. The record is from RefSeq and is a predicted model, not a curated record. Gene Ontology annotation, molecular function: DNA binding. Gene Ontology annotation, biological process: meiotic attachment of telomere to nuclear envelope; homologous chromosome pairing at meiosis.